Molecule: messenger RNA, 2871 nt
Organism: Oenanthe melanoleuca
Lineage: Eukaryota; Metazoa; Chordata; Aves; Passeriformes; Muscicapidae
Gene: CHST9
Product: carbohydrate sulfotransferase 9
Exons: 6
Coding region: 862-2097 (411 amino acids)
Biological process (GO): carbohydrate biosynthetic process; proteoglycan biosynthetic process
Cellular component (GO): membrane
Molecular function (GO): sulfotransferase activity
Source: RefSeq, a predicted model, not a curated record
UUCGAGCCGGCGGCGCUCCGGGCGAGGGGCACCCACCUGGGGCGAGCUCGGGCGGGCUCUGCCUGCCCCGCAGCGGCAGCCGGGGCUCUCGGAGGGGCGGCUCGGCCCUGCGGAGGAGAGCCAGCCCCGCUCCCGGCGUGUCCCUGCCGAGGGCUCCAGCCCCCACAGCUUGGGGACAUCGCGGAGCCCCCGCCGCGGCACCGCGCAACUUUUCUGCAGCCGCACGGCCCCCUCUUCCUUCGUCGCACGCCGGGAAUCGGGAAUUCGUGGCACGUCUCCAAACUGAAAAAACGGGCUGGUGUUUUGCCUGUGCGUUUUCUAGCGGUGGAGUGAAUGCCUGGGGCAGGCUGCGAGUCCUGCUGGCGUGCUGAUAGCGCCUCGGCGCACUGCAGCCCCUAAAAAGGACCGUGUGCUUCCAGCAGUUCGAAAAAGGGCUUUGGCACAGUCCUUUUGCUAAUGUUCCUUAUCCUGAGAGUGGGGAGAAGUCCCACCUAUAAUCCUGUCAGGAGGCUGAGAGCCAUCAAGUUGCUGUCUCGUGAGCAGUGUUUUUGUUUAACUUCCCAAAAUCCAGGCGACUUCCGUGGGACUGCUCACUGACUCCCCGGAGUGCUUCAGACAGCGAGAUGUCCAGCAGCUGUAGGAUGGAACCCUUGAAACUGAAUAUCCUGGUGAACUGGUGAAGUUCCAGACCUGAUGCUUUCAGUGUCUUCUCUGCUCUCUGUGAAGGAAAAAAUGCUGGAAUUAAAAAGAAAGGUUUCUAAAUAGUUGGAGGUUGGUGUCUCUGGGGAAGGUACCAAAGAAGAUGCAGUCUGAAGACUUCAGAAAAGUGAGCAAUGAGUCCUUCUGAAAGCUGAAGAGGUCAUGAACCUAAGACAAGUCUUUGUGUCUGUACUGCUGUUUGGAGUAGCUGGUCUACUCCUCUUCAUGUAUCUGCAAGCUUGGAUUGAAGAACAACAUACAGAGUCCGGAAAAAAACUGCAACAAGAGACAAUUAAUCAGGACUUCACUCUGCAGCCUCUGGGGAUGCCAAGGGAAGCAGCGUGGAGGAGAAGUGCUCCUGUGGGCCUCAGUGACCAGGAGAUGGCUGUGUCAAGCAGCAGGCACUGGCAGGGCAGGGCUGAGCCCUUCGGCGUGGCAGCUGCCUCCUCGGCGAGCCGAGUGCCCGAGCAGCACAGGGCCAGUGAGUCCCCUCCCAGCUGGCUCAGAGGGGUGUAUUUACCUCCUGCUCUGCACCCAUUAAACAAGACAUUUGUCAAGGGUGCUGAGUGGCAGGACACAGACAGCAGCCAGGAGAAGCGCAGGGCCUUCCUGCAGGACUUCUGUAGGAAAUACAACAGCAGAAAGAAGCUGCAAACCCACCUGGUGCACCUGGUGUCGAGAAUUUACGUGGAGGACAGGCACAAGGUUCUGUACUGUGAGGUGCCAAAGGCAGGCUGCUCCAACUGGAAAAGGGUCCUCAUGGUGCUCAGUGGACUCGCUGCUUCAGCAAACAACAUCUCCCAUGACGAUGUGCACUAUGGAAAGCAUCUAAGGAAAUUGGACAGCUAUGACCUAAAAGGGAUCUACACACGCCUGAACAUGUACACCAAGUUUAUAUUUGUACGUGACCCUAUGGAAAGACUGGUAUCUGCCUUCAGGGAUAAGUUUGAACAUCCAAACAGCUAUUACCAUCCAGUGUUUGGGAAGGCAAUAAUUAAAAAGUACAGACAUAAUGCAGAUGAAGAAGCAUUGAAAACAGGAUCAGGAGUUAAGUUCAAGGAGUUUAUCCAAUAUUUGUUAGAUUCCCACCGACCAGUUGGAAUGGACAUUCACUGGGAACAAGUCAGUAAGCUCUGCUAUCCCUGCCUCAUCAACUAUGAUUUUAUAGGAAAGUUUGAAACCCUGGAAGAAGAUGCCAAUUACUUUCUGCAGCUGGUGGGAGCUCCAGCCAAUCUGAAGUUCCCUAAAUUCAAAGACAGACAUUCCUCUGACGAGAGAACAAGUACAGAAGUAGUGAGGCAAUAUUUAAAGGAACUGUCUAAGGAGGAGAGACAGCUGACCUAUGACUUCUAUUACUUGGAUUACUUAAUGUUCAAUUAUACAUCACCACUUGUAUAGCACUAGAAUAGCUUCAGGCUUCUAUAAGAUAUUUAUCAUUCUGGGAUUCAAAACAACUACUUUGAUAUUAGCCCUGAAAAGAAAUGAAGUUACUGCUAAGUAGAGUUGUCUUGAAUUAGAGUGGUAUCAAUUGAUAUUAAAUUAUGGAGAAUGCAAAGAAAAAAAGACCUGUAAACAGCAUAAAUUGCACUAAAAUGCCUGAAAAAGCUGCUUUUACCAUUAUGGAUUAUACUAUGGAAGCAGUAGCUCAGACAGCUGUUGCAUUAGCUUACCUAAUGUUCUUUUAAUGGUUUAAGAAAAAAAAAUUAGAGUGGCUUGAUUCUUUUUUUGGUGUGUUUGCUUUAGAAAUGGAUUUUGGAAAAACUUUUGAAUGUAUUUUUACUUUCCAUCACUUAUUAAUAAAGAAUCAUUGGCUAAUUUUCUAAAAUGUUAGCAACAUUCUCAGCUGCAAGACUUGGUUUUUUUUGUUACUAUUAGACUGUAGCCAAUUUUAGACCAGAUUUUUUUUAUUGAAGGACUCUCUUGAAUACAAAUGCAUCAAACUAAAAAUAACACAGCAGGUCAGUUGAUGAGCAGAGUAAAUUUGGGUAUGCCUGUUAAAGCCCAGUCCACUACCUCAGUUUGAUUGAUGCACUGGAGUUGACAAGUAUGACCCUCCUUUCAAAGAGCUGCUGCAUUAAAAAAAAAUUAAGAUUUUAAUGCACAGUGGAUGCAUCAUUACAUGGUCCCAAUAUUCAUGGUAGUCUUCAUUUUUGGUGAAAUGGACAAAGUUUC